This is a messenger RNA of Marasmius oreades (fairy-ring Marasmius), 1107 nucleotides long. RefSeq lists its product as uncharacterized. NCBI's taxonomy places the organism in Eukaryota, Fungi, Basidiomycota, Agaricomycetes, Agaricales, Marasmiaceae. The record is from RefSeq and is a predicted model, not a curated record. The transcript has 2 exons. Bases 1 to 1107 code for a protein of 368 amino acids.
AUGCAUACAGGUAAUUGGUGGUGGGAGAUGCAGGAAGUGUUUGAGAAGCAUCACCCCAAUGCUACCAUCGUCCCGAUUAUCAUCUCAUCUGACAAGACCCAAGUCACACUUUUCCGUAACAAGACUGCUUACCCGGUAUAUAUGACUAUUGGAAAUCUACCAAAGUUCAUUCGAUGGAAGCCAUCCCGAUAUGCCCAGAUUCUCAUUGCCUAUCUUCCAACCACCAAACUCACCCACAUUAAAGUCAAGGCUAGUCGUCGCCGUGUUUUAGCAAACCUUUUUCACACAUGCAUGUCAUUUGUGCUUGAUCCACUUAUCCCUGCAGGCGACAAAGGCAUGAGGCUGGUUAGUGGUGAUGGUGCUGUUCGUCAUGGAUUUCCUCUUCAUGCUAUUUUUGUUGGAGAUUAUCCCGAACAACUUCUUGUUACUGGGCGAAAGAAUGGUGAAUGUCCUGUUGGAGAUGUAAAAAGGGACGAGCUUGGAGAUUUCAACAUGCAAUGCAUUCCACGGGACAUUGUACCCAUACGUCAUGCCUUAGCUUCCAUCGAUAAAGGUUAUGACGCUUUCUACAAGGCAUGUUCUUCAGUUGGUAUCAAGCCAAUUCAGAACAUCUUUUGGCGCCAUCACCCUUAUACAAACAUCCACAUGUGUAUCACCCCAGAUGUCCUUCACCAACUAUUCCAAGGUGUUAUCAAGCAUGUCUUUUCAUGGUUGAAGCUGGUUUUUGGCCAUGAUGAGAUAGAUGCCCGUUGUUGUCGCUUUCCCCCCAAUCGCAAGAUUCGACUUUUUCUUAAUGGAAUCACACACCUAUCACGCAUCACUGGAACAGAGCAUGCUCAACUCUGUCAACUCAUCCUUGGCAUCAUUAUUGAUAUGCGACUUCCAAAUGGGCUCUCUUCUGACCGUCUCAUCCGUUCUGUACGCGCUAUUCUCGAUUUCCUAUAUCUUGCUCAGUAUCCUGUCCAUUCCGAUAAAACCCUCGACAGUCUUGAGGAUGCAUUGUGCCGAUUUCACAACAACAAGGAUAUUUUUAUAGAUCUCAACAUUCGGGAGCACUUCAAUAUCCCCCAAACUCCACUACUGCCAGCAUUUCCGCAUGUUUAUUGA